AUGUCCAACGUCUUUACAUUUAUUAGAAGCGGCGCUUUCACAAAAUGUGCAAACGUCUACCAGGGAUCGUUCUCGUCUAGCUCGGAGGUCGAGGGCAUGCAGCCAACGUACGAAAUAACUAUCCGUGGUCAUGAACUGGGCGUAACAUCGGCAGCAUCGGGUGAAAAGCCAAUCAUUACUGGUCGGCUUGAGGGUCUUACAAAGCGGCGGGGGAAGGUGUACGGGUCGCAUGCAAUUGCAGUCAUCGAAAAAACUACGGCUUUUAGACAGGGGUGGACAAUCCACGACUUUGACGGCAACGAGUACAAGUGGAAGGUUGGGAGCUUUUCAAAGUGCUCGUGGGAGCUCUACGACAUGAACAAGAAAAUCGUCGCGACCUUUGACCGGACCAAAUCGUCCACACUUCAGUAA
This is a messenger RNA of Linderina pennispora, 411 nucleotides long. RefSeq lists its product as uncharacterized. The record is from RefSeq and is a predicted model, not a curated record. The transcript has 2 exons. The coding region runs from base 1 to 411 and encodes 136 amino acids. Lineage: Eukaryota; Fungi; Kickxellomycota; Kickxellomycetes; Kickxellales; Kickxellaceae.